UUACAAAAAUACUAAAUUAAAUGUUUUCAAGUCUAUUUCUAUUGAUAAGGUUUCAAAAAAUUAUUUAUGUACAAAUGUAUGUACAGAUAAGUUGCGGCCAUGUGGAAGUUUCACAUUAUCUCAAUUAAAACAAACAGAUUGCUGGUCUUUCAUCUCUACAGCCGGAGAAAGAGACUCAAAAUUAUUGAUACUCUAUUUGCAACAGACCAUCAGCCUCUGCUCUAGCGUAGCGUUUAAUCUAAAUAAAGAAACAUUCUUCCGCCUUAGAAAAUAAAUUUCGGUGCCUUAAAAAAAUAACUCAUAAUAAUACUCACGCCUGCACUCCAUUUAGUCAGUGGAAUAGUGUAAGAGGUGCCGUUCGUGAAAUAUUCGGUUUUAGCAUAGAAAUUAAAUCCUUGUUUUUAUCAUAAAUUCCUGCACUAAAGUUUAAAAUCAAAAUGGAUCCAAUGCAAGUUGAAGUUAAGGACAUUGAAAACCUAUUUGCCUUGGACGGAUAUUUGAAGCCAUUCGAAAGGGAAAUUCGCAGAAGACAUGGCAUCUUAAAAGAUUGGUUGAAUAAAAUUGAUAACCUCGAGGGUGGCAUGAAUACGUUUUCACAGGCUUACAAGUUUUAUGGACUACAUUUUCAACCUGAUAAUUCCGUGAUUGCCAGAGAAUGGGCUCCAGGGGCUAAAGACGUAUAUUUAACAGGCGACUUUAAUAAUUGGCAAUGGGAAGCUACGCCUUAUAAGAAAUUGGAUUUCGGAAAAUGGGAGUUACACAUUCCGGCCAAUUCAGAUGGGUCAGCACCUAUAAAACAUCUAUCCGAAAUCAAAGUCAUUAUUCGUGAUCAAAGCGGCAAACUUCUGAGCAGACUUUCACCAUGGGCGGUUUAUGUUAGGCAGCCACCCAAAGAGGCAAAUCAGGGGGUGAAUUACAAGCAAUACGUUUGGAAUCCACCUGAAAAUGAAAUUCAUAAAUUUGUCCAUCCUCGCCCUCAACGUCCUAAGUCACUUCGAAUCUAUGAAUGUCAUGUUGGGAUAGCAUCUCAAGAACCAAAAGUAGGAACAUAUAAAAACUUUGCCGAGAAUAUCAUUCCAAGAAUCAAGAACCAGGGAUAUAAUGCCAUUCAAUUAAUGGCUAUCAUGGAGCAUGCGUAUUAUGCAAGCUUUGGCUAUCAGGUAACAAGCAUGUAUGCUGCUUCUAGUCGCUAUGGCACUCCGAAUGAGUUAAAACAAAUGAUUGAUGUAGCUCACGCCAACGGACUUUAUGUAUUGUUGGACGUUGUUCAUUCACACGCAAGUAAAAAUGUCGAAGAUGGCAUGAAUCAGUUCGAUGGAACAAACAGUUGUUUCUUUCAUGAUGGAAAGAGGGGGGAGCAUGCACUGUGGGACAGUCGCCUAUUCAAUUAUAACGAAUAUGAAGUUUUAAGGUUUUUACUUUCAAAUCUAAGAUGGUGGCAUGAUGAGUACAAUUUCGAUGGAUACAGGUUCGAUGGUGUCACGUCAAUGUUAUACCACUCAAGAGGUAUAGGGGCAGGUUUCAGCGGUGAUUACAGUGAAUAUUUUGGCCUGGGAGUAGAUACCGAAGCGUUACUAUACUUGGCUCUAGCAAACCAUAUGGUACACGAACAAAACAAGGAAGCAAUUACUAUUGCUGAGGACGUAUCAGGCAUGCCCGCUCUUUGUCGACCAGUCUCUGAAGGAGGUGUUGGAUUCGAUUACCGUCUUGGCAUGGCUAUUCCCGAUAAAUGGAUAGAGUACCUUAAGACCAAGACUGAUGAUGAAUGGGAAAUGGGGAACAUCGUUCAUACCCUAAGUAAUCGACGUUGGAAAGAAAGUACUGUAGCAUACGCAGAGUCCCACGACCAAGCACUCGUGGGUGAUAAAACAAUCGCUUUUUGGCUUAUGGACAAAGAAAUGUAUACCCAUAUGUCUGUUAUGAGUGAGCCAUCAAUAAUAAUUGAUCGUGGAAUUGCACUUCACAAAAUGAUUCGUUUGAUAACGCACUCCUUGGGUGGUGAAGCAUACUUAAAUUUCAUGGGCAAUGAGUUUGGUCAUCCAGAAUGGUUAGAUUUUCCUCGGGUUGGUAAUAAUGAUUCGUAUCAUUAUGCCCGUAGACAAUGGAAUCUAGUCGAUGAUAAGCUAUUAAAAUACAAAUACUUAAAUGAAUUUGAUCGUGCUAUGAAUUUAGCAGAAGAUAAAUAUGGUUGGUUGCAAGCAGAUCCUGGCUACGUAAGUUGGAAACACGAAGGUGAUAAGAUCAUAGCGUUUGAAAGAGGUGGAUUGGUAUUCGUUUUUAAUUUCCAUCCAACGAGAAGUUUUACUGACUAUCGCAUUGGUACAAAUUGGGCUGGUUCUUACAAAGCUAUACUCAGUACGGACGAUGAAUUGUUUGGUGGGCAAAAUAGAAUCGACAAAAAUUGUGAGCACUUAUCAAACCCCGAUGGACAUGCUGGUCGAUCAAACUUUAUCCAGGUUUAUGCGCCUUCUAGAACAGCUGUUGUAUAUGCAAAAAUUAAUUAAUUUAGUUCCUGUUAAAGCUAAAAGUAUAUUUUUAUACAUUUUAUAGUUUACUUUGUUAAACAAGUUUUCCUACAUGUUUUGAAAAAAUAAAUAAAUAUUAUUGUUUUUUUAUUAUAACAUAA
Eupeodes corollae is the source of this 2626-nucleotide messenger RNA. RefSeq names its product 1,4-alpha-glucan-branching enzyme (gene AGBE). Gene Ontology annotation, biological process: glycogen biosynthetic process. The transcript has 7 exons. Lineage: Eukaryota; Metazoa; Arthropoda; Insecta; Diptera; Syrphidae. The record is from RefSeq and is a predicted model, not a curated record. Gene Ontology annotation, cellular component: cytoplasm. Bases 438 to 2504 code for a protein of 688 amino acids. Gene Ontology annotation, molecular function: 1,4-alpha-glucan branching enzyme activity; hydrolase activity, hydrolyzing O-glycosyl compounds; cation binding.